AUGAUUGCUGUUUCGAUGAAGAGCCAGCAUCCUCAUCUACAUAACUCCGAUCCAAAUUCCUCCGACAACGCCUCCCUGUCUGCUGCGAAUACACCUCCAAACACCGUCACACAGAAACAGCCUCAGAGUUCGACGACUACUAACACAAUGCUGGCCGUCGCUCCCCCUUCAAUACCUCCCUCACCAAUCCUCAACACCAACGGGGUACAAAAGCGACCCAAGCUGUCGCUCCAGACGUCGUGUCUGCCAGUUACAUUUGGAAACUCCACGACGGGUCUGUCGCUGAACCAUUCCGCUAGCUGCUCUCCAUCUCCCACGGUCAAAAACACCUUUAGAAACGCCUACGACGCAUAUCGACAUACACCCUCACCGGCCCCAACACUACGAGCGGAGCCUUGCACAAAGGAUCCGAAGCCAACAUCGAAACAGGAAGCUCUACCCGCCAACUAUAGCCGACACAGCCACGAUGAGCUCCCCUACCAGCUCCCUCUGGGCAUCCGGGGUAUCCUGCGCAACUCUCCCAUAGUCGCAUCGUCGCUAAGGCGGGCAUCACUUUCGGCCACCUCCGUCAACGGAUCUGGAAAUGGACGACGGGCCCUGUUCCCGGCCAAAAAGCGCGUGCACUACCGGUGUCCCAUCGACGAGGAAAUCAAAACCGUACGUUUUAUCGCCAAACAUUCCGACCUCACAUCCCCAAGUGGCUAUUCGUGCUCCUCCUCUUCCGCUUCUUCCUCAUCCUCCUCAGAAGGAGAAUCCGCGUCGGACAGCUCAGAAUCAUCCGGCGCUUCGGACGAAGACAGCACAUCCACUCAUAAAGAAACGGGUGGUACUAGCUCGCCGGGCAAGCGCAAAAAACACGCCCGCAGCAUGAGACAAAUUCGUGCCGCAGGGCUUCGCGACAGGGUGCCGUGCCCGGACGAUGACGUCGAAACUCCGCAGACACCCGUAAACCGUCGCAGAAAACGCCAACGACAAUGGAGAUGGACCCUGGGCCCGAUCAAGGACGGUCAUGUGCUCCCCAGCCGGGAUGAUGGGUCCAAUGCGGCUGUACAAGAGACAGACCCGCAGCCAGCCUCGCUGGCAAUCCAAGGUGGGAAGAGCCCAGGUGUCAAUAUCGUGAUCCCCAUGCCGCCAUCUAUCUACACAGUUUAA
This is a messenger RNA of Coccidioides posadasii C735 delta SOWgp, 1152 nucleotides long. The record is from RefSeq and is a predicted model, not a curated record. Lineage: Eukaryota; Fungi; Ascomycota; Eurotiomycetes; Onygenales; Onygenaceae.